AGAAAAUCCAAAAGUCAACAGACGACCGCCUGUCCACACUGAUCACGUAGCUAACAUGACCCUAAAGCUGUCGAAGAUUGUUUCCAACUUCCCACAAGAAAGCCUGGCGUUGGCUUUCGCCUAUGGAUCUGGCGUUUUUCACCAGAGGGGACAUAAAGCUAUGUCGCAAAAUAUGGUGGACUUCAUCUUUGCUGUGGACAACGCUAAAGCCUGGCACAAGGAGAAUAUGAGGAGAAACAGGAAACACUACUCCUUCCUCAGCAGCCUGGGGCCUGAGAGGAUUGCUAGGGUACAGGAGAACUGGGGAGCCAGGGUUUAUUUCAACACACUAGUGCCCUGUGAGGACAGACUUAUCAAGUAUGGAGUCAUCAGCACAAGUGACCUGAUUGAUGACCUUCAUCAGUGGGAAACUCUGUAUGUCAGUGGGCGUCUACACAAACCUGUACUGAUCUUGAAAAGAAGAGACAACCCAGUGUUACUAGAAGCUCUCCAACAGAACACAUUAAGUGCCAUGGCAGCAGCACUGCUCAUGUUACCUGAGGCAUUCACAGAGGAGCAACUGUACAUUGCAAUUACCAGCCUUUCAUACACAGGAGAUUUCCGCAUGACAGUUGGAGAGGAUAAGCAGAAGGUACAGAACAUAGUGAAGCCCAACGUUGCCAGGUUUCAGGAGCUGUAUCAUCCCAUCUUGGACAGUGUCAACCACAUCCACUGGCACAAGAAACAGGCUUUUAUUGAGCAAGACACAAGUCCCCACGCAGUCUACUCCCACCUGAACAUGCUGCCAAAGACACUGCAGAAUCACAUCUGGCUGGAGAAGAACCGAGACAAGAGGCACCAGGAUAUGGAGGAAGUGAUGAAGAGUCUGGCUCACAGCGCGGACUACAGAGAGGUUGUAGAAAGAGGAGUGCAGGGUAUUGUGAAAAAAUCCAGCAUAACUCAAAGUCUGAAGAGUAUUCUAACAGCAGGCAUGAUGAAGAGUGUGAGGUACAGUGCAGCAAAACUGAGAAAGAUGAUGUCCAGCAAGAGGCAGCCUGUGUCAGUGUAGGUAGCAGAGACUGGGAUAUGGAGUGAUCUGUUAAGUCUGACACUCAGAUCAUGUGUUUGAUACAUGUUUUAGAUUGUGGAUGCACGCAAUGUGCUGAAAUAUUCACAGCUAUGUUCUAGUUAUUCAUUUAAAGUUAAAGUUUAUUCAGUCCAUACGGGUAUUACCUGAAUGGUUGGUGUGUGUAUGUGAAUAGCCAAUUUCAUUUACAUUUCAUCCAUCCACAAAGCUAAUUUGUCUGAAGGGCUUUACUCUUGCAGUAUGGUCUAAUGUAGAUUUUCUGCAAUGGUCUUCUUAGUUCCAGACACCGUACAUGGUUUAUGUAAGCAAAGUUAGGAAGAACAUGACAUCUUGCCUCUACCUCUAUGUUGUUGGUACUUGUAGUGACAUUGUCAAGCAAAUAAAGAUUG
Messenger RNA from Branchiostoma belcheri (Belcher's lancelet), 1455 nucleotides. RefSeq names its product phosphatidate cytidylyltransferase, mitochondrial-like. Gene Ontology annotation, cellular component: mitochondrion. Bases 56 to 1048 code for a protein of 330 amino acids. NCBI's taxonomy places the organism in Eukaryota, Metazoa, Chordata, Leptocardii, Amphioxiformes, Branchiostomatidae. The transcript has 8 exons. The record is from RefSeq and is a predicted model, not a curated record. Gene Ontology annotation, molecular function: phosphatidate cytidylyltransferase activity. Gene Ontology annotation, biological process: CDP-diacylglycerol biosynthetic process; cardiolipin biosynthetic process.